Messenger RNA from Cornus florida, 2311 nucleotides. RefSeq names its product cytochrome P450 86A8-like. The coding region runs from base 204 to 1895 and encodes 563 amino acids. Gene Ontology annotation, molecular function: iron ion binding; heme binding; oxidoreductase activity, acting on paired donors, with incorporation or reduction of molecular oxygen. The record is from RefSeq and is a predicted model, not a curated record. Lineage: Eukaryota; Viridiplantae; Streptophyta; Magnoliopsida; Cornales; Cornaceae. The transcript has a single exon.
CCCAUCUCUCUCUUUCUCUCUCUAGUUUCUUUUUCUUCUUCAAUGGUGCUCUGUUAAACCCACCCACUACCAUUGUUGCUCAAAACACGACCUGGGUCUUCAUUUUUUUGCCAAUAUAUAUAUUAACUCUUUCAAGGUAAGCUUGGUGAAGUUUUUAACUUUCAGAAAUUUUCUGUGUAUCCCUGAAAAUUAAAAGGUGGGUUAUGGAUGUGUCUUUAGCUUUGCUAUUGUUCACUGCCGUCACUGCUUAUCUGCUAUGGUUCACCUUCAUCUCACGCUCGUUGAGGGGUCCACGUGUCUGGCCUUUAUUGGGUAGUUUGCCGGGCUUGAUCGAGAACUGCGAUCGCAUGCACGAGUGGAUUGCUGAUAAUCUUCGCGCCUGUGGUGGCACUUACCAGACCUGUAUCUGUGCCAUACCCUUCUUGGCUCGGAAGCAAGGUCUCGUGACUGUCACGUGCGACCCCAAGAAUCUGGAACACAUACUGAAGACCCGCUUCGACAAUUAUCCUAAGGGUCCGACUUGGCAAGCUGUGUUUCAUGAUCUACUUGGCGAAGGGAUCUUCAACUCCGAUGGUGACACGUGGCUGUUCCAGAGGAGGACGGCUGCUCUCGAGUUCACAACCCGGACCCUCCGCCAAGCCAUGGCUCGAUGGGUGAGCCGAGCCAUAAGUCUCCGGCUCUGUCCGAUACUUGAGACGGCUCAGCACCAGGCCGAGCCAGUUGACCUUCAGGACCUCUUACUCCGGCUCACUUUUGACAACAUUUGUGGCUUGGCUUUCGGGAAGGACCCGCAAACCCUAGCUCCGGGCCUCCCUGAGAACCUUUUUGCUACGGCUUUCGACCGAGCCACUGAGGCGUCGCUGCAGCGGUUUAUUUUGCCUGAGGUCUUGUGGAAGCUCAAGAAAUGGCUUGGGCUCGGAAUGGAGGUCAGCUUGAGCCGGAGCCUUGUGCACGUGGACAAGUAUCUGUCCAAUGUCAUCAACACACGUAAGCUUGAGCUGACAAGUCAGCACAAGGGUGGUAACCCUCACGAUGACUUGCUUUCAAGGUUCAUGAAGAAAAAGGAAUCAUACACAGAUACAUUCUUGCAACACGUGGCACUUAAUUUCAUCCUAGCUGGACGUGACACGUCAUCAGCGGCACUCAGCUGGUUCUUUUGGUUGGUCAUCCAAAAUCCAAAAAUUGAAGAGAAAAUCUUAGUGGAAAUCUGCACGGUUCUGAUGGAGACACGUGGUGAAGAUGCAUCAUCAUGGUUUGAAGAGCCACUAGGAUUUGAAGAAAUUGACCGUCUAAUUUAUUUGAAAGCUGCGUUGUCCGAAACCCUCCGUCUAUACCCAUCCGUGCCGGAGGACUCGAAGCAUGUCAUCGCCGAUGAUGUGUUGCCGGACGGAACUUUUGUGCCGUCUGGGUCAUCGGUUACAUAUUCAAUAUACUCAGUGGGCCGGAUGAAGUCCACUUGGGGCGAGGACUGCCUCGAGUUCCGCCCGGAAAGGUGGUUGUCGACGGAUGAUAAGCAAUUCAUAGCGCAUGACUCAUACAAAUUCGUGGCCUUCAAUGCCGGUCGAAGGAUAUGCUUAGGGAAGGACUUGGCUUAUUUGCAAAUGAAGUCGAUAGCGGCGGCGGUGUUACUCCGGCACCGGCUCACGGUGGUGCCGGGCCACAAGGUGGAGCAAAAGAUGUCGUUGACGUUGUUCAUGAAGUAUGGACUUAAAGUUAAUGUGCACCCUAGAGACUUAACCGCGGUUGUGGCAAGCAUUACUUUUAGAAGAAAGAGAGAAUAUGAGUUGAAUGGAGGAGAAGAAGUUCCGGCCGUUAAAUUUAACGGUGGUUAUAAUGCAGUUAGUGAGGGUGGUACUGGUGGUGGUGGAAUUGAUGGGGUGGUGGGUGUGGCAUAAAUGGGUUUGGUGGUUUGUGGAUAUGAAUUAUGAUUGGUUAGGGGAGACCAAACCCAACCCAACCCAACCCAACCCAACCCAUGAGUCUCAUUAAGAGCAAUUGAAGUGGCUUUCAUGUACAUGGAGGUUGUGGGGCUACUAAGGUCACAUGGAUCCUUAAUGCCCUGAACUGUUUGACUUCUUUGAAUACGAAAAAGGAUGGACUUUUUCACAAACAUAGUGCUUUUGUCGGUUUAUGUUGUCGUUACAUCUCAUAAGGGUCAAAAUGUAGAGAGGGAGACCCUUUCGAUACUUUCUUCAUCUUCUCCUUUCGUUUAUUUAUUUAUUUUAUGUUGGGGGUAAAAAAGUAAAAUCCUUUUGUUUGUUUUUUAUUUAUUCUAUAAAUUCUUUUGUGUGUGAAUACCUUUUAACAAUAA